Molecule: messenger RNA, 1029 nt
Organism: Cyphellophora europaea CBS 101466
Lineage: Eukaryota; Fungi; Ascomycota; Eurotiomycetes; Chaetothyriales; Cyphellophoraceae
Exons: 2
Coding region: 1-1029 (342 amino acids)
Molecular function (GO): oxidoreductase activity, acting on NAD(P)H
Source: RefSeq, a predicted model, not a curated record
AUGAAGGGCGUGAUUUGCGAGAAAGGCGGCGCUGGGCUGAAGGUCGUUGAUGACCUGCAAAAGCCAAAGCCUGGUCCAGAUCAACUCCUGGUUAAGUCCUUGUAUAUUGGUCUAGCACCUGUGGAUAAGUUCAUGAUCGACUAUGGUCAGCUUGUAGACGAAUGGCCAGUGACGCUCGGUGCGGACGGAUCUGGCAAGGUUGUUGAGCUCGGAGAGAACGCAGGCAAGUAUGGUUUCGAGGUGGGAGAUUAUGUCUUUGGCUGCGUUCGUCUGGGCAAGAAGGGCCACGGCCAGGGGCAGGAAUACUUUCUCAAGGAGGCACCGGUAACAUUCAAGAAACCGGAGAAGCUCACAAUAAUCCAGGCGGCCACCAUUGGCGCUGGAGCUUCGACAGCCGGGCUUGGUGUGUGGGAAGGCCUAAAUGUGGCAUUUCCUGGGGCCAGCGAGCCCUCUCCGAAGGAUGAGUGGGCCAUCGUGUUCGGAGGUGCAGGCAGCGUGGGCAGAGCGGCGGUGCAAGUGUUGCUUCUCGCCGGCUACAAGGUCGCAACGACUUGCUCCAGCCGGUCCAAGAAAGAUCUUGAGCAGCUCGGCGCUGUGCCUGUCGACUACAAGCAGCCUGAAGCCGACCAGGUCGAAGAGUUCAUGCGCGUGACCGGUGGGAAGUUCUGUCGCAUCUUCGACGCAACUUCAGCUGAUGAUCCGACCCUCGCAAAGGAGCUCUUCAAGAGGAUCUCGGGAGACAAGUAUUUCGCCACCACCAACGAUUGGCCUGGUCCGCCCGACUUCGAGGGCGGUAAGACUUAUCACAUCGAGCUUGGGCCUAUUGGCAACCCUGAAGCUACUAAGCUGAACGAGGUUCUGAAGAAGCACAUUCCUGUGCUGACCAAGUACCUCGCAGACGGUCGCCUGACAACCCCAGAGUAUGAGGUGUUUGGCGAAGGCUUCGAGGCUGCAGUCAAUGCCUAUGCCUACCAGUCAAGUGGCAAAGGGGGGAACAAGAAGGUGGUGGUGAAGGUUCAGGACGAAUAG